This is a messenger RNA of Sesamum indicum (sesame), 3518 nucleotides long. Its product is annotated as sequence-specific DNA binding transcription factor ATNDX. Lineage: Eukaryota; Viridiplantae; Streptophyta; Magnoliopsida; Lamiales; Pedaliaceae. Gene Ontology annotation, molecular function: single-stranded DNA binding. Gene Ontology annotation, biological process: flower development. The record is from RefSeq and is a predicted model, not a curated record.
GAAGAAAUUGGAGGGUAGAAGCCCUUCAGGGGCAUAAUAGUCAAUUCGAGGAGUAUUUCUGUGCUUAGGUGAAGGAAGGCAGUCAGGCAAUUAUCUACCUUACCAAACCACCGCGGCGUACGGUAGCAUUGCUUGCCACUCCACGCUCCACUAUAUAUUAGCGGAAAAUAGAAAAAGGAAACGAGAUUGAAAAGAUUUGGGCACUGCAGUGGGAGUCUCUCUCGAAUUGGUUCCACUUGUCUCUCUUUUUUUCUUCAAUUUCAUCAAUAUAUUGCUUCAUUCCGCAAAAGGAAGCUUCCCCUAAGAUUUUGCUCGUGGCAUAUACAGAAAGAGAAAAAGCACGCAAACUUGCACAUUUUAAAGAAUGAGGGCACUGAACGAAGCUUCCACCAGCACUGAAUUAAUAAACACUUUAUUUAGAAGCAGAAGUGAGGUGGCCCUAGAUCUAAUUGCUGCUGUAAAAGGACUACACGAGCUUAGCCCACAACAGCUCAGUAAACUAAUCAGGGAUUCUGGGAACAAUGUUGUUCGGCACAUUGCUGAAGAUGGAUCACACAUACAGGUUGACUUGGAAAAAUUUGCAAGGUAUCUUCCUCUGCACCUCAUCGCGGUGAUUAUGUCUUGGGAAAGGGACAAGUCCACAUUCAAGUACUUGUUAUGUGGAAUUCUUCUGUUGCAUUCCAUGUGUGAUCUUGCAUCUCGGGUCCCCAAAUUUGAGCAGAUAUUGCUUGAUGAUGUGAAAGUAUCGGAACAGUUAAUUGACCUGGUCUUUUAUAUUCUAGUUCUCCUUGGUGCAUACAGACAGGAACACAACAACAUUCCCAAUGAUAUGGUUCUCUUGCACUCGGCCUUGGUUGCUUGCAGUCUGAAAUUGCUAACGGUGAUUGUCUCUCCACAGUUCCAAGAGGUUGCUCAAGUGCUGAUUGCAUACCAUAAGGUUGACAUAUUUAUGGAUGCAACAUUUUCUGCUGUUUGCAUCGAUGUUCAAUUUCUCCAGACAAAGCUGUCUGAGGAACAUGCUGAUUCCUCUGCAAACAUUUCCCCUACUGCUGAAGAGACCUUGAAUCAUCUAUGCCAGCAGUGUGACUCCUCUCUGCAAUUUCUGCAGUCUCUGUGUCAGCAGAAGAUGUUUAGAGAAUGCAUUGUCAAGAAUAAGGAGUUAUGCGGCAAUGGCGGUGUUCUUAUACUGGUCCAGUCAGUUAUGAGCUUAAAGAUAUCACCUUUGUACAGUACAUCCUUGUAUAUGGCUUCUGUCUCUCGGCUGAAGUCGAAAGCGUUAUCUAUUCUCUUGUACCUCUGUGAAGCAGAGAGCGUAUCCUACCUCGAUGAGGUUGCCAGCAAUCCUGGAAGUCAAAAUUUGGCAAAGUCUACUGCACUACAGGUUCUUGAAUUACUGAAGAAAAUGUUUGGUAUAGAUUCUAGACCAUUAAUUGCUUCUCCUGAGAUAAUCUAUCCAAAGGGACAACUGGAACUUAAUGCUAUGCGCCUGGCAGACGUCUUCUCAGAUGAUUCAAAUUUUCGCUCUUUCAUCAUGAUAAACUUUACGGAAGCUCUGGCGGCCAUCUUUUUACUCCCUCAUGGAGAGUUUUUGUCUGGUUGGUGUUCAUCUGAUCUUCCAGUUUGUGAAGAUGAUGCAGCUCUGGAACAUCCGGAUUCAUCUACAUUUCCUUGCAGUGUACCUCGGUCAUCCUAUGCCCAUCAGAGAACAUCUCUAUUGAUCAAAGUGAUAGCAAACCUUCACUGUUUUGUUCCUGAUGUAUGUCAAGAUGAGAAGGAUCACUUUCUCAACAAGUUCGUUCGGUUCUUACAGAAGGGGUCUCAGAAACUGUCAAAUGGGUUUUCAUCUAUUUUGGAUCCUGAAAAAACUACUACGGUUAGCAAGAAUUUAGGUUCACUGUUAAGUCAUGCAGAGUCUUUAGUUCCAAGAUUUUUAAACGAAGAUGACGUGCAGCUACUAAGGUUAUUUGUCAGUCAAUUUGAGUCUCUGAUUGUUCCUGCUGCAUCUGAAGAUCAUCUAGUUGAAGAUGCUCACAAUACAGGGGUGCGCUCUUCAUCCUUACCCAGAGAAAUAGCAGCAAAUCAUGACAACAAUGAUAUCAACAUGGAAGAGUGUAUGCGAGAGAAUGUUACUUUACAAGAGGUGGACCAAUUGGAUCAAUCUGUUGAUGGGCAAAGGAAAACUGGGACGAUGGAACUGGGUAAGUCUAAUGGAGUCCUUACAAAUUUGGCAGAUAUUGAGAGAGAUGCUCGAACUGUUGAAACUAGUGGUUCGGAUUCUAGUCCAACACGAGGAAAGAACACUAUUACUCGAGUGGAUGUUGACCACAUCAAAGGAAGUGUUCUUGAAGAAACCCUGGAGGAUGAAAAGGUCGAUGCUAUACAUUCUGAUGAAAAGCAACAAAGGAAACGAAAGCGAACUAUAAUGAAUGAUAAACAGAUAGCACUUAUAGAAUCUGCACUUGUAGAUGAACCUGACAUGCACCGUAAUUCAACCUCAUUGAGGAUGUGGGCUGACAAACUAAGUCUUCAUGGUGCGGAGGUUACAACUUCCAGACUUAAAAAUUGGCUCAAUAACCGAAAAGCUAGGCUAGCCCGUGCAGCCAAGGAUGUUCGUGUUUCAUAUGAAGGGGACAAUCUUGACAGACAAGGUUCUGGCUUGGAUUCACCCCACAGUCCUAUGGAUGAUGCUCGUGUAGCCUCUGCUGUGAGAGGGAGUGUUAGGAAUGAUGUUAUAGACACAGCAGUGCCAGCUAGUGUUGAUGAGAACUUGGGGACUUCAGUUGCAGCACCUAGGGGAUCUGGUCUAUACUUUGAGCCAGGCCAAUACGUAAUGCUUGUUGGUGAAAAAGCAGAGGAGGUUGGGAAGGGUAAGGUAUUUCAGGUCCGUGGAAAGUGGUGCGGGAGGAGCUUGGAGCAAUCUGGGACAUGUGUUGUGGACAUUGUGGAACUUUCAAUUGAUAGAUUUGCCAAGCUUCUGCAUCCAGUGGAAGCCACAGGCAACUCAUUUUAUCAGGCCGAAAAAAGACUAGGGUUGAUGCGAGUGUUGUGGGAUUUAAACAAACUUUUCCAGCUGCCGUCUCGGUGAAUUUAAAGGGAGCAUCUGCCGGAAAGGAUCUGGUUAAAUGUGUUACACUUUAGUUGCACCAGCAAGACGGUUAUAAAUGAGGCUGUAAAUAGUUAAGUGCAAGGCCUGCGUCUGGUGCUGCUAAGCACAACUUGACAGUUGACCAGUGAAAUGUUAAAAAUGCCGAGGAGGCCCUCUUUUAACGAGCAGAUAGCCACGGGCCAUGGAAAUAUGUGAUGAAUUUUGUGCAAGAAAUUGAGGGCCAUUUUGUUCCUGGGCUUCCAACUGAAUCUGUUAAGUUAAUUUAUAAUGAUUCUAUGGUGGUUAACUUGUUUUAAAUUCUUUUUGCUUUGAUCUUUUAAGUCGGCAGCUAAUGUAGCAAUCAUGUCUGACAUAUUAUAUAUUGGGAUUACAUUGUCGUAGAAUGCAGACUCCACCGGAGACGUGUGUAUUU